Molecule: messenger RNA, 966 nt
Organism: Thamnophis elegans (Western terrestrial garter snake)
Lineage: Eukaryota; Metazoa; Chordata; Lepidosauria; Squamata; Natricidae
Gene: SPATA24
Product: spermatogenesis associated 24
Exons: 6
Coding region: 172-702 (176 amino acids)
Cellular component (GO): nucleus; cytoplasm
Molecular function (GO): DNA binding
Source: RefSeq, a predicted model, not a curated record
UCAAAACGAGGAGGAGUCGCGCCUCUCCCGGUUAUUAUUUUAUUUUAUUUUAUUUGACAGCUGGAUCGGGCACAGCGUCGCACGGGACUUUAGCCGUAGGGAUCGCUUUGAGACCCCGAGGCGCCAGGAUCCGAGCUUGGAUUGGCCGGAGGAGGAAGAAGCCGGCUCUCCAUGGCGUCGUCAGCGGCGGUCCGACAGUUGAGAGAUAUCCUCGAGAUCCAGGAGGCUUUACUGGAUAAAAUAAACAUACAGAAAGAGAACUCAGUAAAUAAGGAGGAAUAUGACGCUAUUGUGAAGAAACUUGAGAAAGAAGAGAAAGAACAUGCAGAGACAAAGAAUACCUUAGCUAUAACAUCUGAACGCCUGCAGUUUGCCCUAGGAGAGAUUGAUAUUUUGUCGAAACAACUUGAGUGGGAGAAACAAGCAUUUGAAAAGGCACUUUCUCAAGUAAACAGUAAAGUGCUAAAACAAUCACUUCAGAAAGACAAACUUAUAAAUAAAUGUACAGAAAUUGAAACCCACAUUCAGAAGCAGGAAAAUAUUCUAAGCUGCAAAGAAAAUGAAAUCAAGGAAUUGCAUUAUUUCGUCAACAAGCAAAAGCAAAUCUUAAAGAAACAAGCAUCUGAAUUCAAAAUACAGAUGCAACAAGAAAGUUACAUAGCAAAUGUACUUGGAAAAAGGCUCAAGAAAAGUUUUAAGUAAUUACAGAAGCAUUCCCUUGGAUUACCAUCUUCGGACUGUUUUUCUUCUCUAAAGGAUUUCCCAAGUUUUCCCACUGAAAAAUUCAUAAAAUAUCAAGUUUUCGUUUCUCAUUCUUUUUAUUGGGUCAAAAUUGGAUAUCCUUUAUUUAUGCAUUUAUCUAAAAUAGUGGGAAUACAACACAGCUAUUCUGAAAUGCUAGUGUUUGAAUGUUUUGUUUCAUUCCUAUCAAGGAACAUAAUUAAUGGUGGGAAGGGCAAUAAAACA